AUGGCGACAGUAGAUCCAGAGAUCGUGCCAUUCCCCGAGGCUCCAACCUCAGCGAGUCCUAGCUCGUCAGCCGACCAGAUUCCGCUCGAUCGGCCUCGUAAGGUGAAAGGACGACACAAGUUACUGCAGAGUCUCCAACGAAUUUCCUCCACUCCGUCAUUAACCCGGCGCCACCGCUCUCGAUCUGCCUCCACCACUUAUCACCGACCUGGUGCUUCUCUAUCAUGUGUCUCACUCUCCCAGUCACCGUAUGCCCCCUGUUCGAGUAAUGGGAGCUCGUCGCAGCUGUAUGGUGGGUUGAACGUUCAUCCUGCCACUCCAGCUCCCCCGGGGUCUUAUAUUGCAGAUGAGCACGAAGGAAAUGCGCGGGUCCGUUUUGUCUCAGAUGCGGCAAAUGGUCCACAAUCAAAGACAAUUGCGCUACCUAAUGAAGUGAGACCAGGAUCGAGAGGAUCACCACUUGCAUCUGGUGUGCUCGAAAAUUCCACCCCCGUCGCGAAGCCGAAGACGUUCGAUUUCUGGGGGAAGAUGCCCAUCGAGCUCGGUAUGCUCAUCUUUAGCUACCUCACCCCGAAAGAGAUCAUCAGAUGCUCCGGAGUGUGCAAAUGGUGGAACACAAUGUGCUUUGACGGGCAGCUGUGGUCUACCGUCGACACUGCAGAGUACUAUAAGCAAAUUACUCCUGAUGCGCUCAUGAAGCUACUUACUGCGGGUGGUCCAUUUGUAAAGGACUUGAAUCUCCGAGGAUGUGUCCAGCUAUCACACAAGUUACAGACUGAAAGUGAGAGAAUCACAGAUUUGUGUCGGAAUGUCGUGAACUUUUCUCUCGAAGGAAGUCGCAUGGAUAAGACUGCGAUCCAUUGUUUUCUUCUCCGAAACCAACGACUGCAGUACCUCAACUUGUCGGGGUUGGAAAGUGUGACUAACGCUGCAAUGAAGAUCAUCGCAAAGUCAUGCCAAAAGCUUCGUACCUUGAAUGUCUCCUGGUGUGCAAAUGUGAACACCAAUGGCUUGAAAAAGGUUGUCAAAGCUUGCCCGAUACUGACGGAUAUUCUGGCCAGCGAAAUCCAUGGUUUUGAUGACGAGGAGCUUUCCCUGGAGUUGUUCAAACGGAAUACUUUAGAGCGCCUAGUUAUCAGCCGGACAAAUAUCACCGACGAAAGCCUAGGAAUCCUCGUGCACGGCGUCAACCCGGAUAUGGACAUUUUAGAAGGCCGAGCGAUUGUCCCGCCUCGGAAACUCAAGCACCUAGAUCUUCACCAAUGCUCGAACCUGACUGAUAACGGAGUGAGGAGACUCGCGCACAAUGUUCCUUCUCUAAUAGGGCUCAAUCUCUCAAGGUGCCCGGAAUUGACCGACGAUUCCAUUAUUCCCAUCGUUCAGACAGUGCCAAAUCUCACCCACCUUGAGCUAGAAGAACUGGGGAGUCUCAGCAACACGACUCUUAUCGAGCUUGCGAAUUCCCCAUGUGCUCCUUUCCUUGAACACCUGAACGUCAGUUACUGCGAGUCUCUGAGUGACCCAGGAAUGCUGCAGGUGAUGAAGAACUGCUCGUCCCUCCAAUUCGUCGAGAUGGACAAUACCCGCAUCUCAGACUUGACUUUGCUAGAAGCCAGCUUGCGGGUCCGGAGGCGCGGGUACAGUGAGAACCUACCUCAGGUAGGCCUGCGCCUGGUUAUCUUCGACUGUCCGAACGUGACCUGGGUUGGUGUACGACAUAUCCUAUCGAGCAACGCCCACCUGCCCCGUCAGUACAAAGUACCCGAUGCGGUCUCCAUCGUCACCCAGGCCCUAAACAACACGAGCGCGGCAUCCGGAUCAUCGUCGCCCAUAAUAGCAUCCUCAAUCACACCCCCGCCACCACCCACGAUCUACCCAAACCACAUCAUCCAGCUUAAGUGCUUCUAUCUCUGGCAGAUGACUGUGGAGGAGCACACCAAGCGUGUCCUACGCGGUGACCUCGGGGCCGCCAACCGGCUCGACAAGAAGUGGUUCGACUACAUGGUCGCUAACGAAGAAGCGGGUAUUGCUGGUGCGGGUGCAAGAAGACGACGUCGUCGGGCAGCGGAAGCGGAACGCAUUUACAACGAAGAUGACGAGUAUGAACCGUAUGGUCUUGGAUCCAUGUUUGGAAGAAGACGAGCGCGGAGUGGCGGAAGCUGUACCGUGAUGUAA
This is a messenger RNA of Aspergillus puulaauensis, 2175 nucleotides long. Its product is annotated as F-box domain protein. The coding region runs from base 1 to 2175 and encodes 724 amino acids. Gene Ontology annotation, molecular function: protein binding. Gene Ontology annotation, cellular component: SCF ubiquitin ligase complex. NCBI's taxonomy places the organism in Eukaryota, Fungi, Ascomycota, Eurotiomycetes, Eurotiales, Aspergillaceae. Gene Ontology annotation, biological process: SCF-dependent proteasomal ubiquitin-dependent protein catabolic process. The record is from RefSeq and is a predicted model, not a curated record. The transcript has a single exon.